Molecule: messenger RNA, 3896 nt
Organism: Corythoichthys intestinalis (scribbled pipefish)
Lineage: Eukaryota; Metazoa; Chordata; Actinopteri; Syngnathiformes; Syngnathidae
Product: pre-mRNA-splicing factor ATP-dependent RNA helicase PRP16-like
Exons: 24
Coding region: 367-3615 (1082 amino acids)
Biological process (GO): mRNA splicing, via spliceosome
Cellular component (GO): intracellular anatomical structure; spliceosomal complex
Molecular function (GO): RNA binding; ATP binding; 3'-5' RNA helicase activity
Source: RefSeq, a predicted model, not a curated record
AUAAAACAUUGGGUUGAGUCAGACGCAGGGUUAAAAACCAGGGAAUAAAACUUGAUUUUUUUUUUAGUUUUCGAGAUGGACAGUGAAGGGCCAUACGCGCUUUUAAACGGGCACUUUUAGGCGACCGUAUUACUACGAACAAUUAGCACACUUUUAAACAGGCAUUUUACAGGAGAGCACGGCUCUGGGACAGAAUCUCGCUCUGAGCAUCUCGACUCUUCGACCAAUCAUAUAGCGAGAAUAACCAAACGUCACUGUUAAGGGCGGGGCCUCGAACAGUUCGCAAUCCGCGCUGAUUGCGUACCUAAAUAAAUAGAAACACCGGCGUCAUUCCAACGUAGGUCAUUGUCGCGUCAAGGUGCAGACAUGUUUUAUGUACACAAACCUGUAAUAGGUCGUUUUCAUUUUUUUCGGUCGGAGCGUCACCAUCCAUACCGACCGCACCGCAGUGAGAGGAGCGAGCGCUCACAGACAGACUGCUGCUCGGUUCGCAUCAGUUGGGGUCGCAAGCGGGAUGAACCGCAAACACCUCAACAACCCUACUACAAAGAUGGUUUUACGCCUUCCUGCUCCAACUGGGAAGAUGACGAAGGCGGUUUAGCCAGUUCCCGGCAUUCCCAUUGGGAGUCUCCUUCCCCUGCUCCUUUCAAGAGAGAAUUGGACCACUCAGAACGGAGUUGGCACAUGGGCCGAGAAAGCCAGAGAGGACACAGAUCAGUGAAAAACAACUAUGCUGCUGACACACCCUUGCCCACCCCGUCGUACAAGUACAACGAUUGGGCCAAUGACAGAAAACAUUUCCAUUCCACACCUCGUUUGUCACAAGGAAAAGGUAAAAAAGAGGGCGGGACUGGAAUUACAUUCGACAAUGAGGACGAGAAAGAGCAGUGGCAAGAAGAUCAGAAGCAAGUCGACAGAGACUGGUACAUGAUGGACGAAGGCUAUGAUGAGUUCCACAACCCCUUUACUUCCACAUCUGAAGAUUAUGUCAAGAAGAGAGAGCAAAUUCUUAAGAAGCAAACUCAGAAACGAAUAUCCGCUCAAAAACAUCAAAUCAACGAGGACAAUGAGCGUUGGGAAACCAACCGUAUGUUGACUAGCGGCGUGGUGCAGAGGUUGGAGGUGGACUUUGAGGAGGACAAUAUGUCAAAGGUUCACCUGCUGGUUCACAAUUUGGUUCCUCCUUUCCUGGAUGGGCGAAUAGUGUUCACUAAACAGCCAGAGCCCAUAAUCCCUGUGAAAGACGCCACAUCUGACAUGGCCAUCAUCUCCCGCAAGGGCAGUCAACUGGUUCGUAAGCAUCAGGAACAGAAAGAACGCAAAAAGGCACAGCACAAACAUUGGGAACUGGCAGGCACAAAGCUGGGGGACAUCAUGGGCAUCCAAAAGAAAGAAGACAAUGCUUUUGGAAGACAAAAGGUUGGCAAAGAUGGCAAAGUAGACUACAAAGCAGAGCAGAAGUUUGCGGAUCAAAUGAAAGAGAAGAGCGAGGCCAGCAGUGAGUUUGCCAAAAAGAAAAGCAUUUUGGAGCAAAGACAGUACCUGCCAAUUUUUGCUGUGAGGCAGCAACUUCUUAAUGUCAUCAGGGACAACAAUAUCGUGAUUGUUGUCGGGGAAACGGGCAGCGGAAAAACCACGCAGCUGACCCAGUACCUUCACGAGGACGGCUACACCAGCUAUGGCACGGUGGCGUGUACACAGCCGCGCAGAGUGGCCGCUAUGAGUGUUGCCAAGAGAGUCAGCGAGGAAAUGGGCACCAACCUAGGAGAAGAGGUUGGCUACGCAAUUCGUUUUGAGGACUGCACGUGUGAGAAAACAAUGAUCAAGUAUAUGACGGACGGCAUCCUGCUCAGGGAGUCACUGAGGGAGUCUGACCUGGACAAUUACAGCGUUAUCAUCAUGGACGAAGCUCACGAGCGUUCGCUGAACACCGACGUACUGUUCGGUCUGCUUCGGGAGAUUGUAUCUCGCCGCAUGGACUUGAAACUCAUUGUUACUUCGGCGACAAUGGACUCGGAAAAAUUUGCCUCAUUUUUCGGCAACGUACCCAUAUUCAACAUUCCGGGAAGAAUAUUUCCAGUGGACAUAAUGUUCACAAAGACUCCUCAGGAGGACUAUGUGGAGGCAGCAGUGAAACAGGCCCUGCAGAUCCACCUCAGCGGGUUGUUUGGGGACAUUCUCAUCUUCAUGCCUGGUCAGGAGGAUAUUGAGGUGACAUCUGAUCAGAUCGUGGAGCAACUGGACGAACUGGAUGAUGCACCUGCUUUGGCUGUACUGCCAAUUUACUCCCAGCUACCAUCUGACCUGCAGGCCAAAAUCUUCCAGAAGGCCCCAGACAGUGUUCGAAAAUGUAUCGUUGCGACAAACAUAGCAGAGACGUCCCUCACUGUGGAUGGUAUCAUGUUUGUUGUGGACGCUGGAUAUUGCAAACUCAAGGUGUUCAAUCCUCGUAUCGGAAUGGAUGCUCUUCAAGUGUAUCCUAUAAGCCAAGCGAAUGCGAACCAGCGUGCUGGUAGGGCAGGUCGUACAGGUCCAGGGCAGUGUUACAGGCUGUACACUCAUAGUGCCUAUAAGAAUGAGAUGCUGACCACCACCGUGCCAGAGAUUCAGAGGACCAACCUGGCCAAUGUGGUACUGCUGUUAAAGUCGCUGGGUGUUCAGGAUUUGCUGCAUUUCCACUUCAUGGAUCCGCCGCCCGAGGACAACAUGCUCAACUCCAUGUACCAACUUUGGAUCCUGGGAGCGCUGGAUAAUACUGGUUCUCUUACACCGACCGGCCGCAUGAUGGUGGAGUUUCCCCUCGACCCGGCAUUGUCCAAGAUGCUGAUUGUGUCCUGCGACAUGGGCUGCAGCGCUGACAUCCUCAUCAUCGUUUCCAUGCUCUCUGUGCCGGCCAUAUUUUACAGACCUAAGGGCCGUGAGGAAGAGAGCGACCAGGUCAGGGAGAAGUUCUCGGUUCCUGAGAGUGACCACCUGACGUACCUUAACGUCUACACGCAGUGGAAAAAGAACAAUUAUUCCAGCAUUUGGUGCAACAAUCACUUCAUUCACACCAAAGCUAUGCGCAAGGUGCGUGAGGUACACUCCCAAUUGAAAGAAAUCAUGGUGCAGCAGAGGAUGAACUUGAUGUCGUGUGGAUCAGACUGGGAUGUCAUCAGAAAGUGCAUCUGCGCCGCUUACUUCCACCAGGCUGCCAAACUCAAGGGCAUUGGUGAAUACGUGAAUGUGAGGACAGGUACGCCGUGUCACCUUCACCCUACCAGCUCCCUCUUCGGUAUGGGCUAUACCCCCGACUACAUCGUCUACCACGAGCUUGUCAUGACUACUAAGGAAUACAUGCAGUGUGUAACAGCAGCGGAUGGCGAGUGGCUGGCAGAAUUGGGGCCCAUGUUCUACAGCAUCAAGCAUGCUGGGAGAAGCAGACAGGAUCACCUUCGACGGGCCAAGGAAGAAAUGGACAGGAUGGAAGAAGAGAUGACUUUGGCUGAGCAGCAGCUACGAAGCCGUCUUGAGGAGAACGAGAGGAAGAAAGCUGGCAACGUGAGGUCGUUGAGAAUCUGCACGCCGGGGAGACGUGACGAGGCCUACAAGACACCCCGACUCACCCCUUCCUGAUUUGGACUGUAAUGGCGGAGUCAUAUUGAAAAGUGCCAGCACCUGCAGUUAAUGGACAGACCAUGAGGAAUAACUGAAGGGCCAUCAAAAUAUCCUCUGACGUCUAUUUUUUUGUACCUUCAAUAAAAAAAAUGCCACGUCCAUUGAAAUGUCUCCAUUUAUAAGAACUCAUUUCGUAUCCUGGAUUGAUUUCAUCAGGAAAUACUUAACUCGUGCUAAAAGUGCUCACACAGUCACAAGUAAAGUUACCUUUGCUUCCAUUUUUUUUUUUUUUAAGCUAU